CUCGGUCCUUUAUUCCCAGGUCCUUAUGAGUCUGGUGUGGCUUCAUACAAACAUCUCUAUUUCAAUGCGACUUCAGCAGCUGCCAAAAUCUGGUUCCUGGUUGCUGGUGGUGCAAUAGCUUUGUAUGAAUGUUCUGCACGUUUGCUUCGGCUGCACUCGGAAAAGGAUCGAUUGAGAAACCCAAUGGUCGUCUUGUUUUGUGCCAGUGUUUUUUCUCACUAUUAUGCCUGGUGGGUUUGCUUGAACUACUACAAUGACGACUUUUAUGUGCAGUGGAACCACCAGAUGUUCUUCACGGUGACAGAAUUGUUGUCCACCGCCGUGGUGAUGAAUUUGGCGGACAAACAAAAUCCAGUGACGUCCCGAAAAGUGUUUAUCAUCGUAGGGGUAGCCCUGCUCCACAUUUUAGCCGGUGGUGCAGACCAGUUCUUCAACAACGUUGUCCGGGGCGAAGGAUACUCCCACCAGGUGAUUCGAGAUUUGGGUUUCAUGAUCCCUGAUAUCCUGCACGUCAUCAUACCCCUGAUGGCCUACGAUAAAGCCAGGAAAGAUAUGAUGAUCACCAGAACUCAUUGGAUACGAGACAAUGCUGUCAGAAAAGAUUUGACUUUGAUGGUUAUUGGGGUUGCUACUGGAUUUUUGAUUUGUGCUCUUCUGUGA
Messenger RNA from Ctenocephalides felis (cat flea), 660 nucleotides. RefSeq lists its product as uncharacterized. The annotation marks the transcript as partial. The transcript has 3 exons. NCBI's taxonomy places the organism in Eukaryota, Metazoa, Arthropoda, Insecta, Siphonaptera, Pulicidae. The record is from RefSeq and is a predicted model, not a curated record.